AACGACUUUCAAGUGCCCAUUAAGAAGAAUAUACAAUCUGUCCCUAUUGUAUAAUCAGAAGAUUUAAAAUGUUAAAGAAAUCAUACCACCUGGCAUUAGCAGGGGAAAUGAAGAGGACAGAUAACUUUCUCUGUUGUCUACGUUUCCACUGUCAAAGUGCUCAUGCACCCUCUUAAUGUUAAAAACAAGUCAAAACUAGUUUCUACAACAAAGAAAAAACCCCAAAUUUGACUUAGUGUAUCAACAAGUUUUAAGUUCGUAAUUUGAUUUCUGGAGCACAAAACUUUCUCUGACUUUAGCGUCCUCCACUUACUUACCCGCCAUCAAUUUCCAUCUUUGCCCACACAUUAUACGUUAUCCGUUUUUCCCUCUCCUCUCCCUCUCUAAGCUCCACCUUCAUUUCCAUGGCUGAUCAUUAAUGGGUUUUUUCACUACUACCAUCACCAGCAAUUCCAUGCAAAAUCAUCUUCUCUCCCUCUAUUCUACUAAGUUCCCAUCAUCAAACCCAUUACCCACUUUCAAAAUCACCUUCUCUUAUUCCUCUACACCCACUCGUCGUAGGUUUCACAAGCCUCAUCAUAGUCUUAAACGCCUUACCUUUCGAAAAGUUCAGCUGACUAGAAGAAGGCCAUUGGAACAGAUUUUUGAGGAAGUCGAGAGUGCUAAGAGAAGGUAUGGGAAGUUAAAUACGAUAGUUAUGAAUGCGGUGAUGGAAGCUUGUGUGCAUUGCGGGGAUACCGAGUCUGCUCUUAAGGUGUUUGAUGAAAUGUGCAAGUCAGGAAGUUCUGCGGUUGAUGGUGUCUUUUAUGGGACUCUGUUGAAGGGUUUGGGUGUGGCUAGAAGAAUUGAUGAAGCAUUUCAGAUAUUGGAAUCAGCGGAAAUGGGUACAGCUGUUGGAAGUCCAAAGUUGUCGGCUCCGAUGAUAUUUGGUCUCUUAAAUGCUCUAAUUUCAGCAGGAGAUAUACGCCGAGCUAAGGGUCUUCUAGCCCGCUAUGGUUAUUUGCUUCAUGAAAGCUGCAAUCCUUCCAUCUUGGUAUAUAACUUAUUAAUGAAGGGAUAUAUAAGUGCUGGCUGUCCUCAAGAUGCCUUGCCUGUGCAUGAUGAAAUUUUGGAGUUAGGAUUAACCCCUGACAGGCUCACCUAUAGUACUCUGAUAUCUGCAUGUGUGAAGACUGGGAAAUUGGAUGCUGCAAUGCAAUUCUUUGACGAAAUGAAGGACAAAGCACAAAACUUUAGUCGUGCCAAGCUUUAUCCGGAUGUUGUCACUUACACAACAUUACUUCAGGGCUUUGGUGGUGCCAAGGAUCUCCUAUCAGUUCUGAAGAUUGUCUCUGAAAUGAAAAUGCAUCGGAAUUUAGUUAUUGAUCGAACUGCGUUCACAGCAAUGGUUGAUGUGUUGCUAAACUGUGGUUCCAUGAAUGGCUACACAAAGUGUAGUUGAACUUCUACUUCUUUCACUUCUGACGCUAGCUGUCACACCCCUCUCCGAAUUACUUUGGUAAUGCAUCUUAGUAUCUUUGAUUAUAUUCACUUUAGAAUUGUGCUUUAAGUUAGUUAAGUAAACCAACCUCUCUAAUUGCUUCUUAUUGUUACCUAAUCAAUUAAAUUUACCUACCAGACAUGUAUUUAUAAGCAUACACAACCUGCUGUCCAUUAAACAAACUUAUAUGACAUCUUGUUGU
This is a messenger RNA of Populus euphratica (Euphrates poplar), 1682 nucleotides long. RefSeq names its product pentatricopeptide repeat-containing protein At5g10690-like. The coding region runs from base 419 to 1441 and encodes 340 amino acids. The transcript has 7 exons. The record is from RefSeq and is a predicted model, not a curated record. Gene Ontology annotation, molecular function: protein binding. Lineage: Eukaryota; Viridiplantae; Streptophyta; Magnoliopsida; Malpighiales; Salicaceae.